Lotus japonicus is the source of this 2378-nucleotide messenger RNA. Its product is annotated as F-box protein CPR1-like. The transcript is spliced from 2 exons. Bases 580 to 1896 code for a protein of 438 amino acids. NCBI's taxonomy places the organism in Eukaryota, Viridiplantae, Streptophyta, Magnoliopsida, Fabales, Fabaceae. The record is from RefSeq and is a predicted model, not a curated record. Gene Ontology annotation, molecular function: protein binding.
AAUAAUGAGCAAAAUAGAACAAUAUAGUUCAUUAAAGUGAAACAAUUAUGUUCAACAUGUAUCCACAUACCACAUAGCAUAGCAGAAGCCAUAUUUAUAUUUUUAGAUAUAGCUGCACUUUCUGCCCAAUCCAACAACUCUUAAUUGUAACUUACCCUUCUAAUCUAAUUGAACUGUUAUCAUAAGUUUCUUUUAUUUGAACUCUCUUGAAUCUCAAAUCGGAUCUAACUAUUACUUCGCGUAACACAGUGAAUGAGCCGAGGCAAGGAAGCAUACACAUGCUGACUCAAUUGAUAAACACGAACAAUUUUCCAUCAGAAAGUUAUGCGUUCUAUUCCACGUGUCGUCGAUGUGAGAGCAUCGUGAGCCAUCUGUAAGUACUUUGAUAAGCAACCUGCGGUCGCGGAGGCAUGCCACGUGGUGACCGAAGCCAAACUAACGGAAGAUAAUGUAAAAAGACCAAAUUGUCCAAAGUUUCAAUUUGUUGCUCAUAAAUUCACUGCUACUUCUGGUUUCUACCUCACUUUUCUGUGAAAAACCCUAGCCUUCAACCCUAUCAGCUCUAUCCACCGGCGAAGAAUGAACCGCCACCGAAGGAGAACCGAGAUCCCCACCAUCACUCUCCCUCACGAUUUGAUCGUUCAAAUCCUGCUGAGAUUACCAGUUCGAUCUCUGAUCCGUUUCAAAUCCGUCUGCAAAUCAUGGCUCUCUCUGGUUUCCGAUCCCCAAUUCGGUGAAUCCCAUUUUGACCUAGCUGCUUCUCCAACCCACCGAUGCCUCACAGAAGGUUACGCUUGUGACAUUAAAUCCAUAGAUGUAGAUGCACCAUCACUUCACAAUGAUUCUGCUGUAGUAAACCUCGAAUAUCCGCGUGCAUCACCCCGUCUUCCGUGGAACCCUGUUGAGUUCUUAGGUUCUUGUAGAGGGUUUAUACUUGUAGCUUAUCAAUGUGGUGAAGCUUUUCUGUGGAAUCCAUCAACUGGUGUCCAUAAAAAAUUUGAAGUCAUUGAAGAGUUGUACUAUAAUGUACAUGGUUUUGGGUAUGAUUCAUCAAGGGAUGACUAUUUGGUUGUUCAUUUAGAAUUGAUUGAUUUGGAACACUAUCUCAAGGAUGAUCAGCGCGCUAUAGUUGAUCAUCCUACUCGCAUUUCGAUUUUUUCCUCGAAAAAAAAUGCCUGGUCUUGCCCUGAGGUUGCUAGUGAUGUUCAAUAUGUGGAAUUGGAUUCGGAUCGUGUUGAAUGCCUAGCCGGGUGCUUGUUGAACGAGGCGCUGCAUUGGUUGGUUAUCUCUUACGAAACCAAACUUCAUGUGAUUAUUGUCUUUGAUUUGGUUGAAAGGAGUUUGUCGGAGAUUUCAUUGCCGCAAGUUUUAGCCGGGGAAUUAGAACAUAAAGAAUAUUGUUUGAGGGUCAUGAGGGAAUGUCUCUGCCUAUGUUACCCAGGUAGCAUGACUUCAAUGGCUGAGAUUUGGAUGAUGAAAACAUAUGAAGUGCAGUCAUCUUGGACUAAGUUAUUUGCUUUUUCGACUUGUAACAUUCCCUACAAUGUCUUUUAUCCAAUAUGUUUCACCAAACAUGGAAGAAUUUUUGGAUCAAAUGGCUAUGGGAGAUUAAUGAUACUUGAUGACAAAGGAUGGCUGCAUGAUCUGAGUGCAGCUCGCCCUGAACCCGAUAAAUAUGAAUAUAUUCCAAUUCAUUGUGGUGCGUUUAGAAGGGAAUUAAUGCAUUGUGGUAUGUAUAGAGAGAGUUUACUAUCACUCCCUAAUGACUUUGAGGAAGAAGGUGUUGACUCUGAGGAAGCAAGAGAAGACGAGCAGCUGACGAGUUUCUUUGAGGAAGGAAGUGAUGAUGACCAGCUGUUGAGUUCCUUGUUGAAGUCAAGUGAAGAUGACAAAUAGUAACUGCCAAUAAGAAUUAGUGUAUCAGGCCAUGAAGGGUGCAAAAAUGCUCUACACAGUUAUGCUUGAUGUCUUGGCUUGCCUUCAAAUGAUGAUAUUGCAAGAAGAGAGCUAUCAUUUGGAAGAGAAUGUUACUUAUACAAUGUUAAGUCAUCUCGCUUCAGUAGUGUUUUCUUAGUCGUGGUUUCAGUAAGUUGGAGUCGAUACAGUCUUUCGAAUUAUAUUUUAAAGUAUGAGUUAGGAAAUCCUAGCAGGAGUUAGUACAUGCUAUUUAGCAACUUUAUUUUUUUCCCUUUUAAUAUUGUUAUUGUAGUUGCAGUUCGUUCCUCUUAUUGUCGUUAAUAUGGUUUUCAGGUUUGAUCUCUUCUUAUCUGUACUGUAAUUAAGUACCUCUUCUACUGAAAUAAUUCCUGACUUUUGUAAGAUAUUUGCUGUUACUCAUUUUGACUUGGAAGUUAUGGUGAUAUUGUCAAUCUUAAUCA